Molecule: messenger RNA, 561 nt
Organism: Myripristis murdjan (pinecone soldierfish)
Lineage: Eukaryota; Metazoa; Chordata; Actinopteri; Holocentriformes; Holocentridae
Product: alpha-lactalbumin-like
Exons: 4
Coding region: 1-561 (186 amino acids)
Molecular function (GO): lysozyme activity
Source: RefSeq, a predicted model, not a curated record
AUGAGGAUUUUUGUGGUGUCAGUGCUGGUGGCCGUGGCUCUCACCCUGGCCGAGAGCCGGAUUGUCUCUAAAUGUGAUCUGAAGAGGCAGCUGGAGGAGAUCAGCCUCAACAUCUCUGAGAAAGCCCGGGAAAAAGGACUGACCAACGAGGACUAUAUGGCCAAAAUUGUCUGUCAUGUGGAGAAGUCGACAGGUUUUAACACCAGCGCGGUGAGCCAGCAGGUCAUCGACAAGACGAGUACGGAGCCUCCCCGCAGGGGCAAGAGGGCUGCUGGUGGUGGGAAGUUCGGCUUGGCUCAUUAUAUGACCCAAACCACGCCGGGGCCCGCCACGUCCCUCUGGACGCUGUACGGCAUCUUCCAGUGGAGCGACCACCUGAUCUGCUCCUCUGACGCCUCGCCGUCGCCCAACAUCUGUGAGAUGAGCUGCACCAACUUCAUCGAUGACGAUAUUUCUGAUGACAUUGAGUGCCUGCAGAUACUCAAGAGGAAAUUGAUUACAAUUCUGUUCCAGAGGGAGUGCUACUCUGUGACUGCCACAGAGUAUUUUGCCGAAUGUUGA